AUGGCUAAUAUCUCAGUUCCGCUAAUUAUUAAUGGCAAAGAGGAGUUCUCCUCAACAACAUUCGACGUUAUCAGUCCCUACACUAACCAGCCAUGUUGGUCCGCUGCGGCAGCUACCACGCAAGAUGCAGUACGAGCCGUCGAGGCUGCAGACGCUGCAUUCCCAGCUUGGUCGCAGACCAAACCCACCGCCAGACGAGAUAUCUUGCUUAAGGCGGCUGAUCUCUUAGAAGAACGAUUGGAGGUGAAUGCGAAGUAUAUGCGCACUGAAAUGGGUGCAGAUGUGGGUGCGUCGCAGGAAUUUGUUGUACCGUUGGCCAUUCGAAUGUUGCGCGAGGUCGCUAGUCGCAUUACUUCUAUUUGUGGAAGUGUGCCUGUUGUUGAGGCUGAUGGACAGAGUGCAAUGGUCUUUAAGGAGGCUAUGGGUGUUAUUUUGGGAAUCGUACCAUGGAACGCACCUUACGUUUUCGGUAUCCGAUCUGCUGCAUGCGCCCUCGCAGCUGGAAAUACCACCAUCGUUAAAUCCUCAGAACUUACGCCACGCUGCUACUGGGCUAUUGGUCGCGCAUUCGAGGAUGCAGGCCUCCCAGCUGGUUGCCUGAACAUCAUCCACUGUCGCCCUCAAGACGCACCCGAGAUAGUGAACGCCAUGAUUGAGCACCCAGCUGUGCGCAAAAUCAACUUUACUGGAAGUACGGCUGUAGGCCGAAAGAUUGCGCGUGCAUGUGGACAAAAUUUGAAGCCUUGUUUGAUGGAAUUGGGUGGGAAGAAUAGCUCUAUUGUGUGUGCGGAUGCGGAUAUGCAGACUGCUGUACAGGGAGUUCUUGCAGGUACUUUCUUGAAUUCUGGUCAGAUUUGCAUGGCAACAGAUCGUAUCCUCGUUCACUCAUCUAUUGCCCCUGCCUUCAUUGAGGCCUUACAAAAUGCCCUCGCCGCCGGCGCAGAUUCCUCCUCUCUUCCACCUACACUUGUCAAUACUGCUUCAAAAACCCGUGUAGAGGCUCUCAUCACCAGUGCUGUGACCGCUGGUGCACAUUUUAUUUCCGGCUCUGCAGAAACCAAGGUUUCCUCUGACUCCGGUGUGCGCAUGGUGCCGUCCAUCUUGGGCGGCAUGAAAGAAGAUAUGCCUCUCUGGCAAGAAGAAUCAUUUGCAUCUGUCGCUGCCUGUAUGACCUUCGACAGUGAGGAGGAAGCUAUUCGACUAGCCAAUAGUAGCGGGUAUGGGCUAUCUGCGGCGGUCUUCACGGAAGAUCUACGAAAAGGCUUGGCGAUGGCUAAGCGGAUUCAAUCUGGAGCGGUGCAUAUCAAUAGCAUGACCAUUCAUGAUGAGCCGGUGCUGCCGCAUGGUGGUGUGAAGAAUAGUGGAUGGGGUCGUUUUAAUGCUGCAGAGGGAUUGAAUGAAUUUUUGGUGACGAAGAGUGUUACUUGGAUGGACUAG
Molecule: messenger RNA, 1437 nt
Organism: Penicillium malachiteum
Lineage: Eukaryota; Fungi; Ascomycota; Eurotiomycetes; Eurotiales; Aspergillaceae
Product: aldehyde dehydrogenase
Exons: 4
Coding region: 1-1437 (478 amino acids)
Molecular function (GO): succinate-semialdehyde dehydrogenase (NAD+) activity
Source: RefSeq, a predicted model, not a curated record